AUGGCCGGUGGGCCCGGGCGGCUGCUUUCCCUGGCCCUGGGCUGCCUGGCCGCCUUGGCCGCUCUGGCGGAGCAGCAGCAGCUGCGCUUCAAGCCGGCCCCGGCCCCCACCCCCGUGCGGCUCUUCACCGAGUCCGAGCUCGCCAGAUACAGCGGGCAGGAGGAGGGCCAGCCUAUUUACAUGGCCGUGAAGGGAGUAGUAUUUGAUGUCACUUCUGGAAAAGAAUUUUAUGGGAAAGGUGCCCCAUACAACGCCCUCGUUGGGAAGGACUCAACACGAGGCGUUGCAAAGAUGUCACUUGACCCAGAAGACCUCACUCAUGACACAACAGGACUCACGGAAGAAGAGCUAAAAUCCCUGGAUGAUAUCUUCAAUGAUGUGUACAAAGCCAAAUAUCCUAUUGUUGGCUACACUUCUCAAAGAAUUCUGAAUGAGGAUGGCAGCCCCAAUCAGAACUUUAAACCUGAGGAUCAGCCACAUUUCAGCAUUAGAGAUGAAUUUUGAUGAAGGAUUUAGCAUCCUGAAAAUCCUCAGAUGGACAUUGUAGAACACUGUAUGACUGGGAAACAUUGACUGUUUCUAAGGCAGAAGAACAUUUUCUAUGAAUUAUGUAUCUUUUGUAUUUUUGUUAUCCGUCCCCCCGCCCAAAGAGAAUAAUAGCUGAUUAAUAGUGUAGUGAAUUCCUUCAAGUAGUGAACCAAAUAAAAUUUAAUCAGUGGCACA
Molecule: messenger RNA, 723 nt
Organism: Emys orbicularis (European pond turtle)
Lineage: Eukaryota; Metazoa; Chordata; Testudines; Emydidae
Gene: NENF
Product: neudesin neurotrophic factor
Exons: 4
Coding region: 1-504 (167 amino acids)
Cellular component (GO): endomembrane system; membrane; endoplasmic reticulum
Source: RefSeq, a predicted model, not a curated record